CUCACACACACACACACAUUCUCUCCUCAACAUGGCUUGCAAGGUGUUACUGUUGGCCACUCUUGUAGUGUUGACAGUGGCCAGGCCAGAACCUCCUCCACCUCCAGGUUAUGGCGCCCCGGCACCCGUCUUCAUCUCAUCCGGCCCUGAGGCUCCUCCUCGGUACGACUUCAACUAUGCAGUGAAGGACGAGUACGCUGGCAACGACUUUGGUCACCAAGAAUCUCGUGACGGCUACGACACCAAGGGUAGUUAUUACGUCCAGCUUCCCGACGGUCGUCUACAGACUGUCACUUACUACGUCAACGGAGACUCUGGUUUCGUAGCCCAAGUUGAAUACCAGGGAGAGGCUCAGUACCCAGCCUACCAGCCAGUCCAGGCCUACAAGCCGGCCCCUGCGCCCACAUACACACCCGCUCCCGUCUAUAGUUAACCCAACGAACUUUAUAUGUUACAUGUUACUGUAUUGUAUGAAUUUUAAUGUUGCAUUGAUGUUAUA
This is a messenger RNA of Cherax quadricarinatus, 499 nucleotides long. RefSeq names its product cuticle protein 7-like. The record is from RefSeq and is a predicted model, not a curated record. Gene Ontology annotation, cellular component: extracellular matrix. Lineage: Eukaryota; Metazoa; Arthropoda; Malacostraca; Decapoda; Parastacidae.